GACCCGCCGAUGACGGCACGUUUAACAAGGAAGGCGCCCCCGGCAGAGGAGCUGCAGGUGCAGGUGGUCCCUUCGACAGCAACCAGCGUCCCGCGGCGUCAGAAUAGCACGAUGUCUCGGCAGGACCAGUUUGUAUCGAGUCGUGGCUCCACGCGACGCUGGGAGACUCCACCUCCACCCCCGCAGACCUUGGCUGUGCGGGCUAGCGGCUUCCAGUGGGUGGAGAAGCAAGCAAAUGCCUCGUCAGC
Molecule: messenger RNA, 248 nt
Organism: Symbiodinium necroappetens
Lineage: Eukaryota; Dinophyceae; Suessiales; Symbiodiniaceae
Source: the annotation of a GenBank genome assembly